Molecule: messenger RNA, 561 nt
Organism: Acanthosepion pharaonis
Lineage: Eukaryota; Metazoa; Mollusca; Cephalopoda; Sepiida; Sepiidae
Source: the annotation of a GenBank genome assembly
AUGGUCUCUAAUCUAUCUAUCCCAGUUUAUCUAUCUAUCUAUCUAUCUAUCUAUCUAUCUAUCUAUCUAUCUAUCUAUCUAUCUAUCUAUCUCUUCUUGUCGAACAUCGACCAAGUUGGUAUCUUGCUCAGUCACGAAGCAGACCACUCUUUGUUAAGUUUAGCUGAGGACAAUAGAUUAUUGAAGAGGAAGAUCGUGUUGCGCCAGCUUUUCGAGAAGUCGACCGUAAAAAAGGAGGGUUUGAAAUCAGUUUAUUUAGUUACAUCCUCCGUUCUCUUCCUUGCUUCUUUCUUUUUCUUUCUUUUCUUUCUUAAUGCUUUGAUAUUUCUUUGUUUAAUUUCCUUCCUCCUUCCCCAUCCCUCCCUUUCUUUCUUUCUUUCUUUCUUUCUUUCUUUCUUUCUUUCUUUCUUUCGUUACUUUUCUAGCUUUGCUUCAUUUUAUCUAUCUAUCUAUCUAUCUAUCUAUCUAUCUAUCUAUCUAUCUAUCUAUCUAUCUAUCUAUCUAUCUAUCUCUCUCUAUAUAUAUAUAUAUAUAUAUAGAGAGAGAGAGAGAGAGAUAUAG